Camponotus floridanus (Florida carpenter ant) is the source of this 4096-nucleotide messenger RNA. RefSeq names its product CCHC-type zinc finger protein CG3800 (gene CNBP). The record is from RefSeq and is a predicted model, not a curated record. Gene Ontology annotation, molecular function: mRNA binding; single-stranded RNA binding; zinc ion binding. NCBI's taxonomy places the organism in Eukaryota, Metazoa, Arthropoda, Insecta, Hymenoptera, Formicidae. Gene Ontology annotation, biological process: positive regulation of cytoplasmic translation. Bases 212 to 676 code for a protein of 154 amino acids. The transcript is spliced from 3 exons. Gene Ontology annotation, cellular component: cytoplasm.
GAGAGUUUGGCGGGUUAACACGACGACGAUUGGCCGGUCUAGCCCUUUCGUAGUCAAUGCCCGCCGCGAGCCGUCCGCUGGAGAGUGUCGGUCCGAUUUUUCCCACGGAAAACACCACUUCCCGUAGGUCCAUCGUCAUUGUACGCAUCGUCGUAGCGGCGCAGUAGGAAGUCCCACGGAAUCCGCACUUUAAGAGCAGGAUUUGUAAAAGAUGAGUUCGAGUGCGUGUUACAAAUGUAACCGUAUGGGUCACUUUGCACGGGAGUGCCCACAAGGCGGAGGUGGAGGCAGAGGAGAUCGUGGACGCGACAGAGACGGCGGCUUUGGACGCGGCCGAGAGAAGUGCUUCAAAUGCAAUCAAUUUGGACACUUUGCACGCGAGUGCAAAGAGGAUCAGGACCUUUGCUAUCGUUGCAAUGGUGUUGGACACAUUGCUAAAGACUGUCAACAGGGACCGGAGUUGAGUUGUUACAAUUGCAACAAGACUGGUCACAUGGCGCGCAGCUGCCCGGAGGGCGGCAACGAUUCCGGCCGCUUUGCGAUGCAGAGCUGCUAUAAUUGCAACAAGACGGGCCAUAUCGCCCGCAACUGCACCGAGGCCGGUGGCAAGACUUGCUACAUCUGCGGCAAAACCGGUCACAUAAGCCGCGAAUGCGAUCAAGAUGACAGGAAGUAGGAGACAACCGGAAUCCGUGCCGCUCGCUUAACGAUAACGAUAAGCCGUUUACCAUCGCGCGCGCCACUACCGGGAAUUGUAGCUAGGUAGGGAUGAUGCGGACGUAUGUUUCGUUGACUCAUACAAUUCGCAGAGGACGCGUGUCGCCGACGUCGUCAUCGUCGCCGCUGUAAGCGUCGCCGUUGUCGUCGUCAUCGUCAUCGUAAUCGUUCGGAUUGCCACCAUAUACCGUGCUCCCAAUUCCCGGAGGCCAGCCCUAGCCCUCCUCGUCCUUUAUUCCCAAAUCUCCUUCCCCUCUCUGCCCACCGUUGUUCUCUUCGCAAGGAUUUUUUUUCUUAAUGAUGUCUUUAAGUUUUUAUUGCUGUUACACCGACAUACAUCAACACAUAUACAUUGUAUUGCUACGUGUGAAUGAGCGCAGGGUUCAUCUCCUACGACACAUUUAACAUUUACAUGAUACACACUUUCUACACAAAGCAUACAUAUACACACCUAUAUAAUAAUAUUAUGAACAUUCGAUUGGAUUAGAAUGUAGAGACAUGAGUCCUCUGUCCCCUGACCUUCGAACUGUCUCGUAUGCGCAUUGUUUUCCGAUGCAAGAUGUAUGGAUCUUCGGGGAACUCCGACAACAGUUAGUCUCGCGAUAUUCGAUGCGUAUCUUCGACGAUUUUUACGCAAUUCAAGUAUAAUAUGCGCAAGAUUUUCUCUUUUACGCGUUUCCUCGCAUUUGUUCGAACCAAGCAAAUUUUACGAAACGACUAAUAUGACGAACACAUGAGAAAAGAAAAGAAAAGAGUAGACUGAUACUCGGCGCUCGGGUAGAUCAAGAGGAAUAUUUUGUUUUUCUUUUUUUUUCUUUUUUUUACAUUGACACGGUUUACGAACAAGUAGUCACACAAGAAGGCACAGGCUCACGUCGUAACAGUUUUCGCAUCCACGCAUCUUGUAUUCUCCGGUCCUCCCUCUCGAACUCUCUAGCCGACACUCAUAAAUCGACAAAAGAAGGAAAGGAAAAAUGAAUUCGGAAAGCGAAAGCGAGAAAUGGAAGAAGCGAGAACACAUGCCGGCCCUGAAUGCAUAAAAAUAAGAUUUAGUAACGCUAAUUUUUAAUGUGUAAGGAUGUAAUGAGGAUUCUCGCCGAGCUGUUACUAUAUGUACGUCAUUUUUGCGUUUUUAUUUUCUUUUUUUUUUUUCAUUUUUUUUCUUUUUUUUCGUUUUUUGUUUUAUCACUUUUCUUUCAUUAUUUUCUUCCAUAUACCGGACUCGUCUAGUUCCGUGACAAAGCGAUAUAUAGUUGUAGGAUUGUCAGUGUUUACGGGUUUAUAUACAGUUAUACCGGAUCUUUUACUCGCCCACCCCGACUUCGACGAAGUAGGGCGAAAGAGAGAGAGAAGACGUGCGCUUUUCUCGCGCAGUUUCACCAAGCGUAAAGGGAACGAAACGCGAUUUGCGAUUUAAUACCAGUAUGACACGUUCGAAACGAUUGCUACAUCACGAUAUGUAUGUGUAUAUAUACAUAUAAACACGGUAGUCUGUACAAGUUGGUACAUUUUGUACGUACAAUCAUAUAAUUGUUAAUAACAUAGACUCAUAUUGUUCAUACUAUCGCCGUUCAUGGACAUUCGCUGUUGAUGAACAUGUGACGAACAGAAGAGGAGCCCUUUCCUCCUUUCCGGAGGAGAGGGUGUACCAACCUUACUAUAUCCUUACAUGUUGCUGAAAAUACUUCGUUACUAGGUAUAUGUAUAUAUAUAUGCGCAUAUGUGUAUACAUAUAUUUAUGCAUAUGUGCAGGAGCUGUAUUUUGUACUGUAAAAAGCUAGCUUAUACUCUGGUCGUUGCUGGUGACUAAUUCCGAUGAUACGAUUCUUCUUUGUAUUGCCAUGAGAAAAUUAUAUUUUUCAUGUAUAGAGAACAUGUUGCUGAGGUCGAUAUAUAUACUUUCUUUUCCUAUACGUAACUCAUAAGUUAUGUAGGAGCAAAAUUUGUAGAUACGGUCGAAAGAAACAAGGGGAAAAUCUAAAAAAAUUAUCGCGAUGGAUUCGAGGGAAAAAAAAGACUAUCCCCCUGCUGCGGGGAUGACCACUUAUAUGACCACAUAUACUCUACGCGAGUACAAAGCGAGAUUUUUCUUAAAAGAAAAAAAAAGAGACUCGUGCGCGCGAAAUUAUGUUAAAGAGAGAGAGAUAGAGCCGCGACUCGUCCGAUCGCGGCGCGCAGUGUUCAUAAAGUAAAAAUAAAUAAAAAAAAAACGAAAUUAGAAUAAGAGACACACGAUUAGAUUCCCGACUACUUUUUCCAAACAAUGCCGGACCACGUUUACAGUAGAGCGCGACACACGCGGUAUCAAUUCAAUCAUCCAAAAGCCGGGAUAUAGCGAGAGAUUUUUGAUUCAGAUCCGAAGGACUGAUGCGCGCGGAUGCAUCCAGUGGUUUUACCAGCAGCGACAAUUGUGUAUUAACGUUCAGAAGCCAGGCGUGCCUGACUAUCUCGAUGGAAGAAGAGACCCGGGCGGGUCCGUCGUCGCGGCCUGUCACGUGGGAGCGUCGACGGGGCGCUCGGGGAACGGGGGGGGUAUUUCGUAUAGUAAACCCAGGUGUCCUGCAACACACAAUUUUAUACACUUAACACACACUGUUCGGGACUUAAUUAAAGCCGGAUCUCAUUGCGUAGUUUCGGUAUGCUAGUGCUCACACGACUCGGAGAGGAUCAGACAAAUUGUACUUCGCGCUAUUAUCGGACUUCGCGGCCUCUGGUGCUAUCGCCCCGGCGCACGGACCAAGUCCUCGGCGAGUGGACGUCGAAAGAUUGGAAUAUCCUUCGCGUUUUAUAUUUAAGGAUUUCUUAUUUGGCAAUUUAGAACCGGACGUUUAAAUCAGGACGUUUGAAUUCUCUCGAUGGAAUCGAAGACAACGAUGUUUACGAAGUUGUUCCAAUUUUUCGGAUGCUUUUAAGUUAAGGCUUCCCAGAGGCGUUGCUUUUUUGUAUUUGUCUGGCUGAGAAUAUUUGUAAGAUUUAACGCGGUCGAGUACACAUCACACACGAGUAAGAAUAACAGUUCGAAUGAGGUAGGAUAAAAUUGUGGUAAAAUCGAUUCCCUCCGUGACACAGUCUCCGGAUUCGCUGGCGGCACCAGGGGUACGAACGAGAGCAUAUAAUACGAGUAAUUAUUAUAAAGAAAAAAAAAAUACGAGUGCGAUUAGGGCACCUGCGCUUUUGUCUCUGCUACAAGACUUACGUACGAAUAUUGUAAAGAAUACGACUGUUACAGUGUAUGAAUUUAAUUCGACCGGCGGCGCACGCCGGGUCCACGGCUCGACUUAUAUAUUAAACUAAUCUAUUAAUACUUAAAAAGAAAGGAAACGAGAGAGAGAGAGCGACAGAGAGAAAGAAAGAAGAAGACAAGGAGGAUGAAGAGGAA